AUGACUGCCUUUUGCGUUAUGAAACUUCUAUGUCAAGCAACCAGAAACGAGCAUAGAUAUGCAAAAAGAUUCUGUGGUACUCUUCUGACACAAACACAACAGAAGAGAGUCUUCUCUCCAAUCUGGAUGCUGGUGUCUGACCCUACAAAACUAGUGGUGUUUGGACUUACACAACCAUUUUGUACAGCUGAAAAAUCUCCCCAGGAACCGAAAAGAAAAACAGCAUUUGGAAGCGUUGGGCGAAGAAUUCCCUAUCGGAUACUGCAUGUCAUCAACCAGGAUGGAGAGAGCUUAGGAAAUAUGCACCGAGCAGAGGCACUCAAACUUAUGGAUCAACAUGACCUGAAACUAGUUCUCCUUCGUGAGAAUGUAGAACCUCCUGUAUAUAGACUAAUGACUGGGCAGCAGAUUCAUGAAGAACAGAUGAAACGUGCACAGAAGAAAAAAUCCAGUGCAAAACCAGGGAUGGUUCAGAAGGAGUUAUCCUUUUCUUCAACUAUUGCCAAGAACGACUUGGGCACCAAGACUAAACAGAUAGCCCAGUGGAUUGAAAAGAAACACCAUGUUAAAAUUACCAUCCGGCAAGCGAAAGAUAGCAAUACAGACAUGUUCACGCUUUUUGAUCAGAUUUUAGAGACUGUGUCUGAUAAAGCCACUUACGUUUCCAAGCCAAAAGUUACUAAAGAAGGAGUGAGUACCUGUAUUUUGAGACACAUGUCUGACAAAGAGCUGAAAGUGUACCAGAAGAUGGAAAAACAGAAAAACAGUACAGAAAAGAAAGAUGAAGAUCAGAAGUCAAAUGAGUUGCAUCAGUGACUUUAUAAAAAGAUAUAAACAAU
Molecule: messenger RNA, 839 nt
Organism: Nestor notabilis (Kea)
Lineage: Eukaryota; Metazoa; Chordata; Aves; Psittaciformes; Psittacidae
Gene: MTIF3
Product: mitochondrial translational initiation factor 3
Exons: 3
Coding region: 1-816 (271 amino acids)
Biological process (GO): ribosome disassembly; mitochondrial translational initiation
Cellular component (GO): mitochondrion
Molecular function (GO): ribosome binding; translation initiation factor activity
Source: RefSeq, a predicted model, not a curated record